Molecule: messenger RNA, 4907 nt
Organism: Eublepharis macularius
Lineage: Eukaryota; Metazoa; Chordata; Lepidosauria; Squamata; Eublepharidae
Gene: PPP1R13B
Product: protein phosphatase 1 regulatory subunit 13B
Exons: 18
Coding region: 216-3590 (1124 amino acids)
Biological process (GO): negative regulation of cell cycle; apoptotic process; regulation of apoptotic process
Cellular component (GO): nucleus
Molecular function (GO): p53 binding; transcription factor binding
Source: RefSeq, a predicted model, not a curated record
GCGGUUUGGUUGUCGCCGCCGCCGUGAGGAGAAAAAGCGACGGUUGGGAAGCGGGGAAGAGCAACCACCGCCGCCCCUUUCCUCCGGUACGGUGUUCAGGAGACGGGGAGGAGCGGCCAGGCCUCGUCCGGUCGGCGUGCGCGAGAGCGCGCCCCCGCGCGCGCCCCCCUCCUUUCCCUCCCAGCGGCGGCCUGGCUUGAGCGGCAGCCCCGGAGAUGAUGCCGAUGAUAUUAACUGUGUUCCUGAGCAACAAUGAACAGAUUUUGACUGAAGUGCCAAUUACACCUGAAACAACGUGUCGAGAUGUGGUGGAAUUCUGCAAAGAACCUGGUGAAGGCAGUUGCCAUCUUUCUGAAGUAUGGCGUGGAAAUGAACGUCCCAUUCCCUUUGAUCACAUGAUGUAUGACCAUCUGCAAAAGUGGGGACCUCGCAGGGAGGAGGUGAAAUUUUUUCUUCGACAUGAAGAAUCGCCAACAGAAAGCAAUGAACAGGGCCGCCAAACUCAAAAUCAGAGGAAUGGAGUUAAUAUACCUGCAGAGAAACGUACUGAAAAUGGGGUUGGGAAUCCACGUGUUGAACUCACACUUUCUGAACUUCAGGAUAUGGCUGCCAGGCAACAGCAGCAGAUCGAAAAUCAGCAACAAAUGUUGGUUGCCAAGGAACAACGUUUACGUUAUCUCAAGCAGCAAGAACGCCGUCAGCAACAGUCUGUUUCUGAGACGGAAAAGCUUCAAAAACUGAAAGAAAGAGUGGAGACCCAGGAGACAAAGCUGAAAAAAAUUCGUGCCAUGAGAGGGCAGGUGGAUUACAGCAAGAUUAUGAAUGGCAAUUUGUCUACUGAGAUAGAGCAUAUCAGUGCCAUGUUCCAAGAAAAGCAACAGGAGUUACAAGCUGCAGUGUUAAAAGUAGACCAACUUACUCAACAGCUGGAAGACUUGAGAAAAGGGAAGUUGAAUGGAUUCCAGUCAUACAAUGGACAGAUGACGGGGCCUGCAGCUGUAGAAUUAAAGAAAUUGUACCAAGAGUUACAGAUUCGUAACAGGCUUAACCAGGAGCAGAACACGAAGCUCCAGCAGCAGAAGGAACUUCUGAACAAACGCAACAUGGAGGUGGCCAUGAUGGACAAGCGUAUCAGUGAGCUGCGCGAACGCCUGUACAAGAAAAAAGUUGAGGCACGUCAAAAAGAAAACAUCCCUUUGAAUCGGAUAAACGGAACAUCAUCUCCGCAGUCUUCCUUGAGUGCCUCGGGCAGAGUUGCAGCAGUGGGGCCCUACAUCCAGGUUCCUAGUUCCAGUAGUUACACUAUGCCGGUGGACCCAGUGAAGCCACAGUCUCUCACCAUCACUACCAGCGGGACUCACGGAAGAUCCAAAUCUGAUGAUGGUAAUAAAAGAUCUUGGACAGUCUCAGACCUUGAUGUUGGGCCUGAAGCCAGCUCUUCGUGGCACUCAGAAAACACAAAACAGCAGUUUUUGAACUCAAAUGAUGGAAACUGGCCAGCACUUAAGCAGAACUCAGCUCCUGUGGUAAAGCCACCACAAAUCUCCAGUGCAGAUUGGAAGGAAUCAAACAUGGAUGCUGCUUUAAAACAAGGAACGAUUUCCAGUCAGCCUUUGUCGUCUUCAGUAUUAGGGAGUACUGAUAAGCUGGGCCUUGAUAUGGGGAAGGUGCCACCGGCUAUGACUGGUGUAAACAAGCCGUUGCCUCAAAACUAUGGGACCUAUCCAAGCACUGUUCCUUUAGGCACUGGUUCUACCAAUUCCCUGGAAAGACGAAAGGAUGGCAGCCUACCAAGACCAGGUUCUAGUGCAGCAAGUAGGCAAAGACCUGUCCCAUUACCACCAGCAAGCAGCGUUCAUCAGCCAAGCUCCUCCCAGCAAAUCCAGCAGAGGAUAUCCGUGCCUCCCAGCCCCACAUAUCAACCUUCUGGUACCCCCUUAUUUCCAGGUGGAGAUGGCAGGCCUGAUCUCCCCUUAACGGUGGCCAUCAGGCCUUUCUUGGCUGAGAAAGGCUCCAGGCCCCAGUCUCCCAGGAAAGGGCCCCAGACUGUGAACUCUAGCUCCAUCUACUCAAUGUACCUUCAGCAAGCAACACCACCAAAGAACUAUCAGCAGGCUGUAUACAAUACCCUCAACAAGUCUGUAAAAGCAGUUUACGGGAAGCCUGUUGUACAGUCUGGUUCAACUUCUCCUUCGCCUUUGCCAUUCCUUCAUGGAUCUUUACCAGCCAACGCAUCACAACCUCAGCCUCCAAGCGACAGUAGUGAAAAAGAUCAGGAGCUGGAAAACGCCCCGCCGUCUGGAGAGAACAGCAAUGUAGAAAACAUUCCCCGCCCCCUCAGCCCCACGAAACUGACACCCAUUGUUCAUUCCCCACUUCGCUACCAAAGUGACGCUGACCUGGAGGCUCUUAGGAGAAAACUUGCCAACGCACCCAGGCCUCUGAAAAAGCGAAGCUCCAUCACAGAACCGGAAGGCCCCAGUGGACCCAAUAUACAGAAGCUCCUGUAUCAGCGCUUUAACACCUUAGCGGGGGGAAUAGAAGGGGCCCCUUUUUAUCAGCCAAGCAACUCGCAGGACUUCAUAGGCACACUGGCAGAUGUCGAUAAUGGAAACACAAAUGCCAAUGGCAACAUUGAGGAGCCUGUUUCUGUGCCACCCACAGCUCCUCUCCCUGACGAGCCUUCCUCCGACGCCAAUGACAAUGAACUUCCUUGUCCUGCAACCGAGGAACUGAUCAGUGUGGAAACCACAACUCAGACACCUGAAACAACUGAGGAUGAUAACAACAACAAUCCUGCCGUAGCCCUGCCCAUUGAGCGCCCCCCUAGUCCCACCCCCGAAGGCAAUUCCCCAGUGGAAGAUGAAGUGCCGCUGCCACCCGCUCCUCCUCCUCCUCCACUUCCUAUGGCCAAGCGGACCAACCUGAAGAAACCCAAUUCUGAGAGAACUGGUCACAGUUUGAGGGUCAAGUUCAACCCGCUGGCCCUCUUGCUGGAUGCCUCACUGGAGGGAGAGUUUGACUUGGUGCAAAGGAUCAUAUAUGAGGUGGAUGAUCCCAGCAAACCUAAUGAUGAAGGAAUCACCCCUUUGCACAACGCGGUGUGUGCUGGCCAUCACCACAUAGUGAAGUUCCUGUUGGAUUUUGGGGUCAAUGUGAAUGCGGCCGACAGUGACGGAUGGACCCCUUUGCACUGUGCGGCAUCUUGCAACAGCGUUCACCUCUGCAAACUCCUUGUCGAAUCGGGAGCAGCGAUUUUUGCUUCAACUAUAAGUGACAUAGAAACAGCAGCAGACAAGUGUGAGGAAAUGGAAGAGGGUUACAUUCAGUGCUCCCAGUUUCUGUAUGGUGUACAAGAGAAGCUGGGAGUCAUGAAUAAAGGGGUAGUGUAUGCCUUGUGGGAUUACGACGCUCAGAACAAUGACGAGUUGUCAUUCCAUGAAGGAGAUGCAGUUACCAUUCUAAGACGCAAAGAUGAUAACGAGACAGACUGGUGGUGGGCUCGGCUCAAUGACAAAGAAGGCUAUGUGCCUAAAAAUCUCUUGGGGUUAUACCCAAGAAUAAAGCCUAGGCAACGGACUCUUGCCUGAAUUCUAUCCUUUGGCAGUGCAAUAUCAUGCCGGCAACUGGAAGAUGAAAGUAUACACUGGAGACAUUUUCAAUCACAUUUCACCAGGAGAAAUAAAGCUAUACUUGUUUUAAAUGGUGCUCUUGUUAAUAUAUUGGACAGCAUUUGAGGUUUUCAAUCUGCAGUUUGUAAGUGAGGUCUGCUCUAUGUUAACUCACCCAGUAAGUGGGAGAGGUACUCAACACAGCGUAUAGUAUUUCUUUUUGCCAGUCAGAUUAAAGAGAACAAACUUACUUGUGCUAAAUGUUAAAAAAACCUUUUGCAAAAUGCAGAUAUGCUGUCUGAUCUGUUCUAGUCCACAGUAACUAUCCUGACAUGUCAAGACCUUUACUAUUAAAAUUGUCAGCUGAAUGUUGAGUUUGCUGUGUAAAUCCUUUAAAAGAUCUUGGAGAGAGUUGACCGCUGGGAGUUGCCAACAGCCUUCUAGUAUCAAGAACUUAAUGACAAAACAGAGAAGCAUCAACGCUGAAUGGAUUUUUGCACAUUUCUCAAAACCGCACUUGUUCCUUCACUUGAUGUUUUUCUUGAUAUUUCUUGCUUAUAGCACCAAUUUAACUUCCCCUUAUCCUGUUACGCUUUCUCAACCCCCCCCCCCCCCACACCCUGAAUUGCCUCUUCUGGAGAAACCCAAAUUCUGAUUUGAGGGAUUUGUAUGUUUAUAUGGAAGAAAAGUGCAAUAGUUGAAAAGGGUAAGAGUAAAGUUAUUUUUUAAAAAAGCUAAAGGGUUCAUGUUUAAGAACCUUUAGAUCUUAGUUAGAAGGUGACUGAAGGACAGGAGAAAGGCCUGGUUGGUUGUGCAGCAUGGAAGGGAGAAGGAGGGACUCGUUAUGGGUAAAGACAACUUGCUGUUUGGGCUGAGACAGUGCCUCUGGUUCUUGGCAGCCCUGCAUCUAGUGCCAGGGUGAGUUAUGCAAUAACUUAAUCCACAAUGCAAGUUUCAAGCAAAAAAAGCACUUCAUUGGAAUAUCAAUUGUACAUGAUUUUAUACACAGAAGUCUAUUUUGAACUUCCCAUAACAGCUGUAGCCACAUGUUUGAUAAUUUCCUCCCAGUGACACAGUAGGCCAAUGGGCUGUAUUCAUGUCCAUGUUGUGCAUAAUUUAUAUAUCCACGGAUGCAGUGCUGUAAGUUGCUUUUACCACUGUUUAGCAUUAAUUGUAUAUAUUGUGGUGACAAGAAGUGAAAGGGUAUUAUUGUAAAAGAAUAUUUGCUAAAUGAAUGUGAGCCUAUGAUACACGGCUCAUCCAGUGUGCACAAUAAACUACUGCUAUGGUACAGUU